GAGGCUUCCUUGGGGAGAGGAAGUCUCUUGCUGCAUGCUGAGGUGUGGGUCUCAUGAGCCAGUGGUGGGAGUACCCAGCUCUGCCAAGAGGGCCAGGGGAGAGGGCCAUCCUCAAGGCCAAGGCUAUCUGUGGAGGAGGGAGAACUGGACGCCUGGCCAAGCCUGCGGGGCCUAGACGAAGCCUGCAGCUCAGAGGAGCUCCCACUCUACGUGCUCUAACCUGGACCUUCGCCCCCACUCCUACCUCCGCUCCGGCUCCUCCAGCCAUGGACUCAGCAGCCAGGGACAAAAUGCAGCCCGCACUUCCCUCUGGCUCUUCCUGCCCAGGGCCUGAGUGGCCGGAGCAGGAGAGGGCGGAGCAGCUGGCCCGGGGUGCAGCACUCAAGUGGGCCUCGGGUAUCUUCUACCGGCCAGAGCAGCUGGCCAGGCUCGGCCAGUACCGUAGCCGCGAGGUGCAGCGUACCUGUUCCCUGGAAGCACGCAUCAAGUCGGUGGUGCAGUCGUACCUGGAGGGCGUGAAGACCGGUGUGCGGCAGCUGGCCUGGGCCCUUGAGGCCGUGCAGGGAGCCCGCGAAGCCCUGGGCCAGGCUCAUGUGUUGCUCCAGGGUAUGGCUGAGGCUGCACAGACCCUAGAACCCCUGCGGGAGCAGGUUGUGCAACACAAGCAACUGCAGGCCAUGUCUCAUCUGCUGCCCCGGCUGCGAGCUGUGCCUGCUGCAUUGGCCCACACACAGACCCUGAUUGAUGCCCAGCGACUCUUGGAGGCAUAUGUGAGCCUUUGGGAACUGGAGCAGCUGCAAGAGGAGACGUGGGCACCUCUCGGGGGCCUGGAGUUGCCAGUGUUCGAGGGGCUGGGCCCUCUGGCUGAGGCUCUGGGCCAGGCUGUGGAGGCGGCUGCAGGGGCUGCAGGGCGGCUGGCACGGGAGGACCCAGCCCUGCUGGUGGCUGCUAUGCGUGUGGCCGAAGUGGACGCUGGGCGCACAACCUCCCUGGAGCAGGCCGCCCGAGACUGGCGGCAGCGCUGUCUGCGGGCACUACAGGAGGGCUUGGAGCGGAUCCACUUUGGGACACCUCUGCAGCCUGGGCCAGGGGCACUAGCAGAGUGGCUGGAGGCUCUGCGGGUGGCUCUACCAGCAGAGCUGGCCGCGGCUGAGGCACUGGUAGCACCCUGCUGCCCACCACACUACAACGUGGUCCGGCUGUGGGCCCACACCCUGCACAGUGGCCUGCGCCGCUGCCUGCAGCAACUUCUGGAAGGGCCUCAGCUGGAAGCUGCCGACGCCUUCACCUUGCUGCAUUGGGCACUGCAUGUGUACCUGGGGCCAGAAAUGAUGGGGAGCCUGGAAUUGGGGCCCGAGGCUGACGUGUCUGAUCUGGAGCCUCUCCUGACCCUGGAGAACAUCGAGCAGUUGGAGACAAUAUUUGUGGCCAAAGUCCAGGCAAGUGUGGCCCAGUGGCUGCAGAAGGCACUGGACGGGGAUGUAGCUGAGUGGGGCCGAGAGCAGGAGCCUGACACAGACCCAUCUGGCUUCUACCACUCACCAAUGCCAGCCAUCGUGCUGCAGAUCCUGGAAGAGAACAUUCGCGUGACCAGAAUGGUCAGUGAGUCACUGCAGCGGCGGGUGCAUGGCAUGGCACUGUCAGAACUGAGCGCAUUCCUGAGGAGCUUUAGUGAUGCUCUGAUCCGAUUCUCCCGAGACCACCUCAGGGGGGAAGCAACGGCCCCUCAUUACGUGCCCUACCUACUGGCCACCCUCAACCACCAAUCAGCACUCAGCUCCUCCGUGUCCGUCCUGCAGCCCGACUGGGUGGCUCCAGGGGCCUUGGCUCCGGUGGAGGCAGCGCUGGACGAGUUGCAGAGGAGGAUCUGCCUCCUGGUGUUGGAGGCGCUGCUGGCGGAGCUACAGCCCCUAUUCGCUGCUCUGCCCUCUCGCCGGUGGCUGUCGAGCCCAGAGCUGCUGGAUGACGUGUGCGAGCGGACCGCGAGCUUCUGCCAGGACUUCCGACACGUGCGGGAUCCUGCGGUCCAGCUGCUGCUGGCCGAGGCGGAGCGUACCGUGGUGCUGCAGUACCUACGUGCGUUGAUGCAAGGCCGCCUAGUGUGCCGCGGUGCUGACGAGCGGACCCAGGCGGCCGAGCGCCUGCGGCACGAUGCCGCCCAGCUUCGGGAGCUUUUCCUCGGUUUGGUGAGAAUCUGGGGCCUGGAGGAGAGCGUUCAGUGCGCGCCAGUGCUGCUCGCCUUGAGGGAGCUGGUAAACCUCCGCGACCCCACGCUGCUUGGUCUCGAGGUGGCAGGCUUGCGGCAACAAUUUCCCGACGUGAGGUGCGAAGACGGGCCGGGAAUGGAGGAGGGACCCAGGGGGGGCUGGGCGGGGCUGACACACCUGUACUCCAUAGCGAGGAUCACGUCUCCGCCCUCUUGGACCUGCGCGGGGACGUGUCCCGAGAGCAGCGCCUGGCCGCACUCAGCUCUCUGCAGGCCGGCCCGCAGCCCUCGCCCCCAGCGGGUGGACGCGCACUCUUCAGCCUCGUGCCAGCACCUGCACCCCCGCUGUCCUCCUGCCUCCCCUCGGGGUCCUGUGCCUGACCCCCGGCUGCCCGCAGAAUAAAGCCA
Balaenoptera acutorostrata (minke whale) is the source of this 2614-nucleotide messenger RNA. RefSeq names its product exocyst complex component 3 like 1 (gene EXOC3L1). Gene Ontology annotation, biological process: exocytosis; exocyst localization. NCBI's taxonomy places the organism in Eukaryota, Metazoa, Chordata, Mammalia, Artiodactyla, Balaenopteridae. Gene Ontology annotation, molecular function: SNARE binding. Bases 54 to 2609 code for a protein of 851 amino acids. The record is from RefSeq and is a predicted model, not a curated record. Gene Ontology annotation, cellular component: exocyst. The transcript is spliced from 13 exons.